Messenger RNA from Rhineura floridana, 8029 nucleotides. RefSeq names its product endothelial PAS domain protein 1 (gene EPAS1). The transcript has 16 exons. The coding region runs from base 587 to 3208 and encodes 873 amino acids. Gene Ontology annotation, biological process: regulation of transcription by RNA polymerase II; cellular response to hypoxia. Lineage: Eukaryota; Metazoa; Chordata; Lepidosauria; Squamata; Rhineuridae. The record is from RefSeq and is a predicted model, not a curated record. Gene Ontology annotation, molecular function: RNA polymerase II transcription regulatory region sequence-specific DNA binding; protein dimerization activity; DNA-binding transcription factor activity, RNA polymerase II-specific.
AGCUGGAGCCGGAGCCUGCGGCUCGAGAGCCUUGAGACUGCCCCUCGGAGCUCCCGGCCAAGGCUUGACGUUUUAAAGGGAGCCCUGGACGCGCCGCUGCCCCCUCAGAUAUCCCGAGAGCGCGAGGAGAGGGAAAGCACAAGCGGACGCUCGCUGCCACUUUUCUCCCCUGAGCGGGCUAUACAAUCCUCGGCAGUGUCCUGAGACUGUAUGGUCAGCUCAGGGGUGGCUUGGCCGGGAUUGCAGCCUGGGGUGACGGCGAGUCCUUCUUCUUGAUCGUCUUUCGGCACGUUUGCGAGGAGCGCGCAAUAAGGGGCCUCUUCGCGGCCAGGGAACCUGCCCGACUGAAAGGAGCGCAGGAGAGGCGAGAGAGCGAGAGCACAACAGCCCAGCCCAGCCCAGCCUGCACCUAUCAAAGGCCUCCAGGGACCUUCCCACCCACCCAAGCCAGGCCCCCUGCCUGGAUCCGUGUGCGACUACACUGCCCUUGCCAAGACAGGACGCCUACGGGAGCCUUUCUGCCUUCCCUUGUGCUUGGGUUAACUAACCACAGGGGGAAUCGACAGGAGCCGCCGCAGCUUCCAGGAUGACAGCUGAAAAGGAAAAGAAGCGGAGCAAUUCUGAAAGGCGGAAAGAGAAGUCAAGAGAUGCUGCCAGGUGCCGGAGAAGCAAAGAGACGGAAGUAUUCUAUGAGCUGGCCCAUGAACUACCUUUGCCUCAUAGUAUUAGCUCACACCUUGACAAAGCAUCAAUAAUGCGUCUUGCAAUCAGUUUCUUACGGACACACAAACUGUUGUCUUCAGUCUGUGCUGACAACGAGAGUGAAUUUGAGAACAAUCAGCAGAUGGACAAUUUGUACCUGAAAGCUUUGGAGGGAUUUAUCACUGUCAUCACACAGGAUGGAGACAUGAUCUUUUUGUCAGAGAACAUCAGCAAAUAUAUGGGCUUGACGCAGGUGGAGCUGACCGGGCACAGCAUUUUUGACUUCACUCACCCAUGUGAUCAUGAAGAAAUUCGAGAAAACCUGAGUUUGAAAAAUGGCUUUGGGAAAAAAAAUAAAGAGAUGUCCAUGGAGCGUGACUUCUUCAUGAGAAUGAAAUGUACUGUUACCAACAGAGGCAGAACUGUAAAUCUCAAAUCUGCUACAUGGAAGGUUUUACACUGCACUGGACAACUUAAGGUCUAUAAUACGUGCCCUCCUCAUGCUCUCUGUGGCUACAAGGAGCCUCUCUUGUCUUGCCUUAUAUUAAUGUGUGAACCUAUUCAACACCCUUCCAAUACUGACAUCCCACUGGACAGUAAGAUGUACCUGAGCCGUCAUAGCAUGGACAUGAAAUUCACCUAUUGUGAUGACAGGAUAACUGAAUUGGUUGGAUACCAUCCUGAAGAGCUGCUGGGUCGUUCUGCAUAUGAAUUCUACCAUGCAUUGGACUCUGAGAAUAUGACCAAAAGCCAUCAGAACUUGUGUACAAAAGGUCAAGUGGUCACUGGACAGUACCGCAUGCUCGCCAAGCAUGGUGGAUAUGUGUGGCUGGAAACCCAAGGAACAGUAAUCUACAAUACACGCAACCUGCAGCCUCAGUGCAUCAUCUGUGUCAACAAUGUCCUGAGUGAAAUUGAGAACAAUGAUAUUGUGUUCUCCAUGGAUCAGACAGAGUCGCUCUUUAAGCCUCACAUGAUGGCAAUGAAUCCUAUGUUUGAUAACGGAGUCCCCGUGACGGAUAAGAGUGAUUUCUUGUUCACCAAGCUGAAAGAAGAACCUGAAGAACUUGCCCAGUUGGCACCGACACCAGGCGAUUCUAUUAUUUCUCUUGACUUCGGAACACAAACAUUUGAGGAAAUCUCCACUUACAACAAAGCUGUGAUGGCCCCAAACAAGCAGUGGCCUCCGGAAGUGAAGACCCAGGCUCCCCAGACGGAAAAGCUGAGUGUGCCAUCGUUUACAUUGCCCCAGGUUGCACCUGGCAGCAGCACCCCCAGCGCAAGCAGCAACAGCAGCUGUUCCACUCCCAGCAGCCCUGGGGACUAUUACACUUCCUUAGAUGAAGACCUAAAGAUUGAGAUGAUUGAGAAACUUUUUGCCAUGGACACAGAUACCAAGAAUCAGUGCAACUCACAGACUGAUUUCAACGAGCUGGACCUUGAAACCUUGGCUCCUUACAUUCCGAUGGAUGGAGAAGAUUUCCAGCUCAGUCCUAUCUGUCAAGAGGAGCGCCCCCUCUCUGAAAGCGCCCAACUCACCCAACAGAGCUUAAGUAAUAUGAGCAACCUCUUCCAGCCCCUUGCUCCUUCCUUGCAGAACCAGCUCCUCCCAGAGAAAUAUUGCCAACCAAUGUCUAACAAAGACAUGAACACAGGCCAGGGGACUCUGCCACCAGCAUUCUUAAACAAUGGAAGCCAGUCGUCAUCCUUGCUGCCCUACUAUGCCCAAGCCAGCACUCCACUAUCUUCAAUGGGUGGAAGACCAAACACACAGUGGCCACCUGAUCCACCAUUACAAUACGUUCCCACGAAAUGGAGAGGAAUGGGCAAUAAGUGUCCGGGAUCGUUAGGUAGCUCUCCAUCAGGGCCACCACUGCAUUUGCGUAACGUGAACUUACAUAAGAAAAGGUCACUGGAGAGUUUUGGACAGCGGGGCAUAGAUAUAAACCCUGCACGGAUUGCCCUUGCCAACAGUUUGAAGCUGAAGCGGCAGCUAGACUACGAAGAGCAAGCAUUUCAACACCUGAGUGGGACACGAGGAGAUGUGUCUGGCAUUAACCCAACACAUUUAAUGUGGAAAAGGAUGAAAAUUCUCAGGAGUGAAAAUUGUGCGUUGCUUACAGAAAAAAAAUCACUCAGCACAAGUGUCCUUAAUGACGAGUUUCUUUGUAAGCCACAAAGAGGGUCAGGCCAACCGCCCAUGAAUGUGGUGCAGCAGCAGCAGCAACUGCAGGGACGGCAUCCGCCACCCUGUUUAGGAAACUCUGCCGAUAUGUCAAAAGCUGCCUUCCCCCCACACUUUUACCGUCCUCCUUACCAGAACUUCAGUGUGCCACAAGCUCAUAGGAUGUCAGGAGUCACAAGCCGCCUCCUUGGCUCAUCUUUGGAACCGUAUUUGUUGCCAGAAUUGACCCGAUAUGACUGUGAGGUUAACGUCCCAGUGCUGGGCAGCUCAACGCUCCUGCAAGGAAGUGACUUGCUCCAAGCUCUCGAUCAGGCGACCUGAGCCAGCAUUGCAGCAUUCCCUGGCCUAUACUGUUCAAAACAGCUGCAGUUUUUAAUUCUGUUUUUGCAAGUAGACAAUUUCUAAUACUGAUUACACUUUUACAAGAUUUUACUUACUUAUUGAACUUGUCCACAUUACCAAAUAGUGGCCUUUCUGUGAAGUUACUCACUCUCUUAUUUGUAUUAAAAAGAAAUAUGCAUCUACUGUAUUUUUCCUUUCUAUUUCGAUAAAAUGUUCCUUAGAAAAUUUAUAUUAUGAUUCCCCAUCACUGUGUGUAAUUUAUGUUUCUAAAACAUCCUCAUUAUUCAUGCUAAUAAAAGAAAAAAGUGAUGCCUCUAUGUAAAACUUUGACUCCAUUUAUUGCAAAGGUUUAUUUUUAUUUUAUUGCCAAAGAUGAGUGAAACAAACAAAUAUUUUCCCUAGCCACAGUCGGCCCUGCUUUGUUCAGUUGAAAUGCCUAUCCUUAGUUUUUCUUUGCAUUUUAUAGCAUGAAAAUCAUCACAGAUUUUGGUCUUUGUAACAAUUACAAAAGCAAGGAACAAAACAUUUAUAAUUCUAAGACACACACACAGCAACAGAGUUCACUUCACUAUUGGUUGGUCUUUGUUCAAGUUGUAGAUUAUAACUUUUUCAUUAUGUUUAGGUCACAAAUCUAAAACUUGGGGCUCUGCUUUUAUUUGAAGUAGGGCCAGCCUGACUGUAGGUAAUCCAAAUAGUAGGAUUAUGUAUUUUUUUAGACUGGACACUGAAGCCAGUGUAAAAUCUGAGCACUGUGGUCCUGUAUCCUCUGUGACAUUGCCAGUGAUCUUAGGAUGCAUUGCUCAGAUCAUGCAAUGUAGCCCCCUGGCUUAAGAAAUGUCUUGCGUUGGCCUGGAUUUGAGGAAUGGUGGAUUUUUUCUUUUUCUUUUUGCAUAUGGAAGAGCCAAAGCUACCAGGCAGAAAACUGCCUACGAGUUUUAGCAAUGUCAAGGUGCCUUUCCCACCAGACUUUACCCAACUCCCAGGCUAAGCUCCAUGUUCUCCUGCUUAAAUAAGUGGGAUGUGUACCUGCCAUCUUAGAUUUAGAGCAUGAUACUGAAAAGAAGCCCAAGUUGGCAGAACUAAUUUCUAUCCCACUUCCAUCUUAGUUCAGUGUCAUCCUCCUCAGAACCUGAUUCACUAAGUCAGGAAUUUGAGAGUGAAUGAGAGUAGGGGACAAUUCAGAGAAGAGGGGGAUUGCUGUACAAUUUAAGAUAAGUGAGGGGUGGAGCAAUUUGACCCAUUUGUGUGUAUUAAUUCUCCAUAUAUAUUUUUACACAAAAUGUAACUCUGAUACUUUCUCUGGAUUAAAUGUUUAUCAUAUAUUGGUACUUUGUUAUACCUUGUAGAACACUGAUGCAGAGCCAUGAACCUUUCUUAGAAAGUGUUUUACUUAGUUCUGGUAGAGUUUUGUUAAGUUGUUGCUGAUGUUGCAGAAUUUGUCCAAAGGCUAUUACUAACCCUGCUAAUUGCCAGUUAAGUUGGGGGGGUAUCCCGCAGCUAGUUAGCCAUGUUCUCUGCACUACUGAAUUUUGCUGAGAAAUAAACUUAAAUAUCUUAGCUUGCCUACUUAUUAAAAGUAAAGGUGUCCCUGCACUUAUAGCGUGAGUCGUUUCCGACUCUUAGGGUGACGUCUUGCAACGUUUACUAGGCAGACCAUAUAUAUGGGGUGGGAUUGCCAGUUCCUUCCCCGGCCUUUCUUUACCCCCCCCCGCGUAUGCCGGGUACUCAUUUUACCGACCACGAAUGGAUGGAAGGCUGAGUGGACCUCGACCCCUUUUACCAGAGAUUCGACUUCCUCCUUCCGUUGGAAUCGAACUCCGGCCCUGAGCAGAGCUUCAGCUGCGUUACCGCAGCUUACCACUCUGCGCCACGGAGGGUCUACCUACUUAUUACACUGGGGAAAAUCAGAUAUUAUAGGCUCUGGAGUGGUUGAGUGGGCAGAUGUUUGUUGUCUUUUUCGUUUACCUUUUAAUUGUUGAUAGCCUUUCAAGUGCAAAUAUUUUUUUCAGUAGGUCAUCAAUAGGGCAAUCUGAACUUUCAGAAAUGCUAUUUUAAAAAAACAAUGUUGGUGCUCAGGAAUUUAUUUAAAAUGGAAGGAGUCUGUGUUACUCCAUGCAAUCCCCGUUGCCUUUGCUGAGCAAACAGGCACACUCAUAUAUUCAAUCCAGCAAUAAUACAAGCUCCAGGAACUGUGGAGUGCAGAUUUUAUAAUAUUUAUUAAAGCCUUAGAACUUCAGUAAGAGAGACAAGGUUGGGAGGGCCAAGGGGCAAAUUCAGGGCAACAGAAAAUAUUAGGCUGUAGGCUUGAUCUAUCCAGAAGAGAGAGUUUACCUGGUACAAAUCAACAUAGAUUUAUAAAAGCCAGUGGAUUUCCUUAGAAACUAGAGCCAUUUUCUAUUUAUGGCUCCUCCUGAUCAUAGUUCUAGUUCAAAGAAAGUUACUUGUGCCAAGACCCAUUGAAAUCAAUAGGACUCAAGAUAAUCACAGCUAACCUGCCCUAUAAGCCCAAUUGAUUUCCUUAGAACUUGAGCAUAACUAACUUUCCUGGAGUCGGCUCAGACCAAAAUUUUAUUGCACAGUACAUGCGUUAAUCUUUGAAGGUGCCACAAGAGUCUCAGUCCAUUGCAGCGAAAACAACACACACAGCUCCCCCUCUGGAUUGGGAACCUUGACUUCUUCAAUGUGUCUCAGAGGAUGACAUCUAAUUAACUUGUUCUGUCAGUGCAAGGAUUUCCAUUUGCACAAUAGAACUUACCCCUCCCCUUGAAUGUCUCCUAAAUCUCUUCUGGGGGUUCUUCAAAUAUCUGGAGCAGAUUUGGGGGAGGCACAGGGCAAGCAAGUAGAGAUGAGAGGGUUGCUCUGCUGCACAAACAGAAAUCCUUGCACUGAUGGGAUGAGUUCAUUAGAUACUACCCCAAGUUCUGUGUAUUCUGCAAUGUACAUAUGGAGCUCUUGCAAAACAGUUUACUCAUUUGUUUCAGUGUAGGUCUGUGUACACACACAUCCCUUGGAGUUUCUCCAUAGCACUGAACAGGGAAGUUCCUAGAAGUACAGAAUCUCCAUGCAUGCACUGGAGCUUCUGGAGCCACAAAGAAUUGUAAGCUUUUGGCACCAGCUUUGUACAUUGAUCCCAAUAAUUUUAGCUCACUCCUUUGGAGAUGCUGCAUUCCUCUGAAGGGCCAAUUUUGACACAAUGUACAUGAUCCAGCCAAAACUCAGCAAUUAAAUUCAAAGUGAUUUCGGUGAGCGAGUGUUAAACAGGUGCUCGAACCUCUUGUAUUGAAAAUAAAUGGGAAAUAAAAGUGCUUAACUCUGGAUGGAUUUUGCCUGAUUUGGGGAGAUAGGCCUCCAGGGAGGAGUAGCUAUGAAAGCCAUUAUUUAGGGAAAGAUUCAUGAGCAAAAAUGCUCAUGAAUCUAGACUGCUCAGGGAUCUUUCCCAUUCAACCUACACUUUAUAAAGGAAAGUCAAAAUUGAUGUGAAGGCUACAUUUUCUAAUCCCUGUCAAUCUGAUCCUCCCUGUUUGGGGGGGGAGUGCAGAAUCCCUCUGAUAUUUAAAGCUUUGCAUUCAGAUAAUUAUUCUGGUUCCUGCCUUAGAGCUUUCAUAGUCUCCUAGCAGCACACAUACGUUGCACCAAUGGCUAGCCCCUUCCCCCCCCAAAAAAAAAUUGCUGCAAGAGCUCCUCCUGAGAAACUCUCCUACAUUUGUUCUCUGUGCUCUGUUGCCUUGCCACUUGGGAGAUCAGCAUCAGUGGUAAGAAUUCCAUUGAUGCAGGGGACAAGCCCUCCCAAGAAACCUUCCUCACAUAUGCAUAAAUAUUUUAGCAGUGAAUCUUGAAUGAAUCAGUAAGGAUCAUAGCCAGGACUUGUGCCGGCUUAAUAUUUCACCUGUGCUACAUUAUACAAGGUCCAGGAGUAAUUUGCUAUGCGACAUACAUUUUUAAACAAAAUAUUAUGGCCUAUGAUAUGUUAGGGAGUUGUUACAAUUAAAAAAAAAUGAGGGCACAAUUCAAGCCAGUAUUAAGCACAGGUGAAUGCAGCAAACCCACAUAAGGUAAUGCUCAUCAGAGGAACCAUGAUUGCUGUAGGUUCCUGUUGUGUGUAGUACAGUCUGUGGCAAAUCAGAGUUUGCUUCUGGGUAACGUAAAAAUUGGCUCUUUACCGUGUUUGGCUGGUUCGUGGCUUGAGCUCUUUUGAGAAAAGUUAUAGCUAAGCUCUAGGCAGAAGCACAAAUUAACUUAUCACUGUCAGGCUGCCAACCUCAAGCAGUUUGCCCUGAAGCAGCCUUUCCCAACCAGUGUGCCUCCAGAUGUUGUUGGACCACAACUCCCAUCUUCCUGACCAUUGGCAAUGCUGGCUGAGGCUGAUGGGAGUUGUGGUCCAACAACAUCUGGAGGCACACUGGUUGGGAAAGGCUGCUCUAAAGUAAUCCCACUGAUGUACAGUAGCAACUCUGGGGUAAAUGCCUGUGGCUGCAGCAAAGCAGAUCUAAUUGUUGUAAUGAAUUGUGUGCUUGAAGGGUUACUCACACUGGCUGUUAUAUUUUUAAUCUCUGUUUGUAGUUUCAGCAUUAAGAUGUUGUACCCUAACCUUUUAUUAAAACACAUGAGGGGGAGGGAGGAGGGGUAAAUAAAUAAAUCCAUGCUUAAAAUAUUAACCAUAACUAUUGUCCUAAUUAUUUCAUGCUCUCUAUAUUGUUGAAUUUCUUAUUGAUAAUCUUGUAACUGUAUGGGAACUUUUAACUUGAUAAGGAAAUGUAUUUUGACACACUGAUACCAUAUUAAAGUAUACUGAUCCUGAAA